Messenger RNA from Cydia fagiglandana, 1852 nucleotides. RefSeq names its product venom allergen 5.02-like. Lineage: Eukaryota; Metazoa; Arthropoda; Insecta; Lepidoptera; Tortricidae. The record is from RefSeq and is a predicted model, not a curated record. The transcript is spliced from 6 exons. Bases 192 to 836 code for a protein of 214 amino acids. Gene Ontology annotation, cellular component: extracellular region.
ACGUUUUGACAACCCUACAAAAUUAGUCAAAGUUUCCUGCGUUGUAAAAUCGUCACAACAGACUUGUAUGCAUUACUCACUUACUGUUUACUCUAGAUUAUAAAAACACUACGGUGCGGUAUAGUACUAAACGACUCGCAAUCAAAAUCACAGUCAACAUUCAACACCGGCAAGCGACAGUUGUUGAAACAAUGAAUUUUUGUGUGUUUGUAUUUUUUACCAUAAUCGGCUUAGCGCAAAUAGCGCAAUGCAAACUGCUAAAUUUGUCGUGUCAGCAAAUUCACAAAUUCGUGGAUGGUCACAAUUCAAGGCGCCUCGAAGUGGCAAAUGGGAAAAUAAACAGUCAACCAAGCGCUGAAAAGAUGAAGUCAGUGAUUUGGGACGAAGAACUAGCCGCUAAGGCGGCGCAUUGGGCUGCCAAAAACCCUUCCGGUCAUAACCCUGAUAAAACAGUUGGAUCCGGAAAGUACCAAACGGGCGAAAAUCUCUACUGGUAUAUGACCACAGACAAAUCGUACAAAUUGAACGUGGAUAACGCUCUAAAGUCGUGGUUUGAAGAGUACAAGGACUAUACCUUCGGACCGCUAAAGGGGUCUGAUUUUACAAGCAGCAAGCAGAUUGGACAUUACACGCAGAUGAUAUGGUCCGAUUCAACACACGUCGGUUGUGCAGUGUCACAAAAUCACGACGGAGACUGGAAUAAAUUUACAGUUGUCUGCAACUACGGCCCAGCAGGUAACUGGAUAGGCGAAGCGCCGUACAGAAAUGGCCACGGUAGCGGCAAACUAGUGUGCGGCGCCCGCGACUGCUCAAGACAGUACGGAAGCAAAUGCUGAACGCUCAUUGGCUAAAAGGACAACGCGAUUUUAUUGGCUGGUUCAGGGGUAAAGUAAAGUAAAGUAAAGUAAAUUUUAUUUGUAAAACACAGGUGAUACAGUUCUUAAGUAAAAAUGGGUAGUUACAGAGCUCUGUGUUUUGCCUAUUGGCGUACAAAUGUUAUAAAACUUAAAAAACUAUGGCGACUAUGGUAUUAAUAAAUUCUUACAAUUAUAUUAGCAUGUUAUCUGAAACGAAAACAAUUAACAUUUAAGGUAUUAUUUAUACAUCAUAUUAAAGAUACAACAUACCGGGUGUGGCCUGUAAUAUGAGCAAAAAAUUAAACCGUAAGCUGUACUUCUCAUACUGACCAACAUUUGUUCAGCGACAUUUAAAAAUAACUUGUGGAUUGAUUUUUAAUACACUUUAAAGUUUAUUAUAAGACGUAAUGUAUUGCAAAUUUUGUUAUGUUUAAGGCAUGACAAGCAACGUCAGUCACAAUGAUAAUGGCGUGGCGAUGGCGUCCAUUGAAGAUAAUAUUUAUUUUGUAUGAAAAAUAGGGAGUCUAAAUACUUCAUAAUUUUUAAUAGUUGUUGAAGAAAAGUGUAACCGUUUGAGGAGUACAAUCUAUGUUUUAAUUAUUUGCUCGUGUUACAGGCCACACCAGGUAUACAAUUUAAUAUUCAAAACGCACAAACAUUAAGUAAACAAAAUAUUGAAGUAAAGAUUAAAUCAUUAUAUAGACUGGACAAGUUAUAAUUGGGUGUUUUAUGUAUCGCUAAGAAAAUCAUUUAUUGAGUAGUAGCAUUUAUUUAUUAAAUAUGAUUUUAAUUGUAUUUUAAAUUGAUCAGUUGGCAAGGACUUUAUACUAUUUGGGAUACUAUUAAAAAUUUUUGGGGCCAUACCCAAUAUACUUUUGCCCAAGAAAGCAGUGUUGUGUUGACUAUUGCAGAUGUUGUUAUGAUAUUGUAUACGUACGGGUAGCCUGCGUUGUUGAGAUACCAUUUUGAACUGUUGCGGAUUUGUUUUUAUAAAA